This is a messenger RNA of Lathyrus oleraceus (garden pea), 1632 nucleotides long. Its product is annotated as protein IQ-DOMAIN 6. NCBI's taxonomy places the organism in Eukaryota, Viridiplantae, Streptophyta, Magnoliopsida, Fabales, Fabaceae. Gene Ontology annotation, molecular function: protein binding. The record is from RefSeq and is a predicted model, not a curated record. The coding region runs from base 88 to 1353 and encodes 421 amino acids. The transcript is spliced from 5 exons.
UCCUUCUUUUAACCAAAUCCCCAAUUCCAAACCAAAAAAAAAACUCUCUUUUUCUAUCUCAAACAAAAAAACGGUUUCUUCACUCCAAUGGGUGCCUCAGGAAAAUGGUUCAAAUCACUUCUUUCUCAUAAAAAAAUCUCAUCUUCAACCACAACAACAGAUCAAGAGAAGAAGACGAGUGGUACUACUAAGAAGAAAUGGCAGCUAUGGAAGUCAUCUUCAGAAGGAUCUUCUUCUUCAAGUAUGAAGAAGAGUGGUGGUGGUGGUACUGCUUCCGUGUGCGAUUCUUCUCUUACUGCUGCUGCGGUUGCCGUGGUGGUUCGAGCUCAACCUAAGGAUUUCAACCUAAUCAGGCAGGAAUGGGCUGCUAUUCGAAUUCAGGCUCUGUUUCGAGCCUUCUUGGCUAGAAGAGCUUUGAGGGCAUUGAGGGCAGUGGUGAGGCUGCAAGCUAUAUUUAGAGGCAGGCAAGUGCGAAAACAAGCCGCAGUUACUCUAAGGUGUAUGCAGGCUCUUGUUAGAGUUCAAGCUCGCGUAAGGGCUAGGAAUGUAAGGAAUUCUCCAGAAGGUAAAGCAGUUCAGCAGUUGUUAGACGACCAUCGCAACCAAGCUGAUUCUGUUAAACUCAUAGAGCAAGGAUGGUGUGAAAUUCCUGGAACUGCAGAUGAAGUUAAAGCAAAGCUAAGGCUGAGACAAGAAGGAGCAAUCAAGAGGGAUAGAGCAAUGGCAUACUCUCUUUCGGCACAGUCAAGAAUGAGUGCUAGUCCGAACUCGAAAUCAGCGACUCCUCUCAAGCAUCAUCACAAUCGCGACAACAAGAGCUUAGGAAACGGGUUGUUAGAACGCUGGAUGGCGAACAAGCCAUGGGAGAGUCCAAUGUCAAACAGGAAGAGUGAAGAGCUUGUUCCUACUUUUCAAACGAGAAGGAAUGGCAUGACAACUAGGAUUUCAUCUCUUAAAAUCUGUCAGCAAACUCCAUCCUCUUCCACCAUAAGCUCCGAAUACAUGAAUGACGAUAGCGUUAUAUCAUCUUCAUGUACAUCUGGAUCUCCAUCUAUCAUGCCAUUCAGCAAUACUACUGUUAUGGCGGAAGCAAGAGAGGAAAAAGAUGUACCAAGCUACAUGAGUUUGACAGAAUCAACAAAGGCUAAACUCAAAGCUUUAAGGAGCUCUUCGCAGAAUUCUAAGAGACUCACAAUGGACGAUUGUCUGUCUCAUAACACAAAUUCAACGUUUCUGAAUGGAUAUAAUAGCAUAAGCAGUUCUGGCUCCGACCCUUCGGUUAAUAUAUGGAAGGAUCGUUGUGCGACACCUCUAAGAGCGAGUUACUAUCAAAAACGAUACGGAAGGAGAUAGAGAAUUUCUCUAACAGUUUCAGCCUGAUGUGUCUAUUUUCAAUGAGUUCAACAGCUUGUUGUCCAUUGUCAUGUUGACACAAUUAGACAGACAAAUUUAGUUUUUCUGCAACAACCAAGUUUAGCUUUUUAUUACAUCAGUACUUUUUCUGAGAAAGUGGUUAAUUUAUAGUGUAGAUAGAUAAAACAUGGAUUGUGUGAGAAAUGCAAUAGCAAAAUAUUGCACUACAUCAAUUUAUAUUUUGUGUGUUACUCAUAUAUGAUAGCUGUUUUUUAAUUA